AUGCCCGGGGCAUGCAACGACCUGAACAUCUUGGCAAAGUCUCCGUUGUUUGAUGAGCUUACCAUCGGUAGAGCACGUCUGAUCCAAUUCCAAGUUAACAAUAGAGCUCACAGUUUAGGGUACUAUCUUGCCGACGGUAUUUAUCCUCGAUGGGCUACUUUCUUGAAAAUUGUUCGAAAUCCUACACGCCCCAAGGAAAUCGAGUUUGCAAAGGCUCAAGAGGGGUAUAAGAAGGAUGUAGAAAGAUGUUUUGGUAUAUUACAGUCACGGUUUGGUAUUGUUAGAGGAACUGCUCGUGGGUGGCAUAAAGAGGACCUUCGAUACAUCAUGUUGACGUGUAUUAUAUUACAUAACAUGAUUGUCGAAAAUGAACGACCUGAGUUGGAGUCCGAUGAUGAGGAGGAUAACAAUAUGAGGCCCAAGAUUGCUGAGGUAUGGGAGGGACCAACCGGUAGAGACUUUGAUCCUGUUGGUAAAGAUACUCAUCAUAUGAACGGAUUCAUGGACCGUUACCAACAAAUUAGAUCUGUGCACAGUCACUCCAACCUUCAGGAAAACAUCAUUCAACACUUUUGGGAAUUUCAAGGCAAUAGGAGUAUCUAG
Rosa chinensis is the source of this 603-nucleotide messenger RNA. RefSeq lists its product as uncharacterized. Lineage: Eukaryota; Viridiplantae; Streptophyta; Magnoliopsida; Rosales; Rosaceae. The transcript has a single exon. The record is from RefSeq and is a predicted model, not a curated record. The coding region runs from base 1 to 603 and encodes 200 amino acids.